Gastrolobium bilobum is the source of this 1128-nucleotide messenger RNA. RefSeq lists its product as uncharacterized. NCBI's taxonomy places the organism in Eukaryota, Viridiplantae, Streptophyta, Magnoliopsida, Fabales, Fabaceae. The coding region runs from base 1 to 1128 and encodes 375 amino acids. The record is from RefSeq and is a predicted model, not a curated record. The transcript has 3 exons.
AUGGUGAAGGUGGACGACCAAACCGAAGAUGUGGAUGCGGCCGAGGCUGGCGCUGCACUGCAACUUUCGACGCAAAGCCUUUUCGGAACGCUUGUGGAGGUUUUCGUUGAUAGCAGAGCUUCUAAAAGCUUCAUCAGUAAGCAGAUGGUGCGACAGUUGCAGCUACAGGUGGAUGAUACAAUCCCAUUUCAAGUCGAAGUAGGUGAUGGUCAUUGCGUGACAUGCACAGAGGUUUGCAAGAGCGUGGAGGUUGAGUUACAAGGACAUUUCUUUUUCCAAAAUUUAUUCCUAUUUGAGCUUGGGGGAACUGAUGUGGUACUGGGGCUUGAUUGUCUUAGGGAAUUGGGAGAAAUAAGGGCAAAUUUCAAGGAACUUACACUUAUAUUUCAACAAAAGGGCGAAGAGGUGUUAAUUAAGGGCGACAUCUCUCUUUCCAGAAAGAUGGCAUCUCAUAAAUCCUUGAUGAAGGCUUUCCUUGACGAUGGUCAAGGGGUUUUUGUGAAACUGGUAUCUUCCCAGACAGAGGAUAACCAAGCUAUAGACGAUUGGGAGGAGCUAGACAAGCUGCUUCUCGAAUUCGAUGACAUUUUUCAAGUACCUACGGGCCUGCCACCUCAGCGAAGGCAAGGUCAUUCUAUUAUCCUUAAGCCAAGCGGUCAGAUUCCUAACCUGAGACUUUACAGGUAUCCACAUUAUCAGAAAAUUGAAAUUGAAAAGAUUAUUUCUGAUAUGUUAGACUCUGGCAUGAUUGGACAUAGCACCAGCCCUUACUCUAACCCUAUAAUUUUAGUAAAGAAGAAGGAUGAGAGUUGGAGGGAGAAUAUAGAUAAAGCAACAUUUAGGACCCACGAAGGCCAUUAUAAGUACUUAAUGAUGCCUUUUUGGUUAACAAAUGCCCUUUAUACUUUUCAAUCCUUGAUGAAUGAAGUGCUACGACCAUAUUUCAGGGAGUUUACUUUGGUGUUUUUUGACGAUAUCCUUGUUUUUAGCAAAGAUCGUGACAACCAUCUCACACAUUUGCGUAAAGUUUUUGAAGCAUUACGGCAGCAUAGUCUGAGAGCAAAUAAAAAGAAAUGUUUCUUUGGAAGACGUCAAGUGGAGUAUCUUGGGCAUGUUAUUUCCUCUUGA